AGCCCCUACCUUACAAGUACUAACAUAUUCAUACAUCUCAUCACCUAUCUAUACCCACCCCAAUCACUUCAGUUCAUAUCUAUCCAAAUUCAUAAUCCAACUUAAAAGAAUUAAACUUGAUUUAUUAUCUAAACAUUUGCCAAAUAUGGGUUCCUUACUUCCUUUGAUUACUCCAAAACCUCUUAUCCACUUCUUGUUCUUGUUUUUCUCAGCUUGUUCCACAUUACUUGCGGAACAAGAAACCAGCUUUCACUAUAUCAACCUCCUCCAAUGAGUCUUACGUACCAUAAUGGUGAUUUGUUAGAAAAUGAGCUUAAAAUAUCCAUUCUUUGGUAUGGAAAAUUUUUACCUGCCCAAAAAUCUAUAAUUGUGGAUUUUCUCCGAUCUCUAAAUUCUUCUAAUAAAAUCGUGUCACGUAAAACACCCACUGUGUCAAAAUGGUCGCAAACUAUUCAAGACAACUUGACAAAAGCGGGUAAAAGAGAAACACGACUAGUUUUAUCCGAUCAGUUCAACGAUGAAAAGUGUUCAAUUGGAAAAACCAUAAAAAAGUCCCAAAUAUCUGAGUUGGCUGACUCAAAAAAAGGUGAAUUAACUAUAGUCCUAACAGCCCAAGAUGUCGCAGUUGAAGGCUUUUGCAUGAGCAAUUGCGGGUAUCAUGGGUCGGGUCAAAACAAAAGAUCCGUUUUCAUAUGGGUGGGUAACUCGGUGACUCAAUGUCCAGGUCAAUGCGCGUGGCCAUUUCACCAACUGAUUUAUGGACCACAGACCAAGCCAUUGGGUGCACCAAAUGGUGAUGUGGGUGUGGAUGGCAUGGUUGUAAAUAUAGCCAGUCUUUUGGCUGGAGUAGUAACCAAUCCAUACGGGAAUGGUUACUAUCAGGGCCCAGCUGAAGCGCCUUUAGAGGCGGCUUCAGCUUGCGCCGGGUUGUAUGGUAAAGGGGCUUCAGCUUGCGCCGGGUUGUAUGGUAAAGGGGCUUACCCGGGUUAUGCAGGUGAGCUACUUGUCGAUUCGAUAACCGGUGCAAGCUAUAAGGCACAUGGUACAAACGGAAGGAAGUAUUUAUUGCCCGGGCUUUUUGAUCCAAAUAAAUCAGCUUGCUCAACUACUGCGUAGGACAAUAUGUUGCUGGUGGUGUUGGAGAAUUGAGCAUUCCACAUGUUUAAUUUUUGUUAGGAAAAUUUUGUUUAUUUAUGUAGUUACUUUUAGGAAAAUGUAAUUUUCAUCUCAUAUAAUAUCGUUCUUGAUGUAUUUUUGUGUGUUUUAUUUUGUGUGAUAGUAUUUGAUUAGCCACAAAUUCAUAUGAAAGAGAACAAACUUUUGGAAUUUAUUGGAAAAUUUUUAUCA
Capsicum annuum is the source of this 1347-nucleotide messenger RNA. RefSeq names its product protein PHOSPHATE-INDUCED 1-like. The transcript has a single exon. Bases 271 to 1116 code for a protein of 281 amino acids. Lineage: Eukaryota; Viridiplantae; Streptophyta; Magnoliopsida; Solanales; Solanaceae. The record is from RefSeq and is a predicted model, not a curated record.